Messenger RNA from Papilio machaon (common yellow swallowtail), 4426 nucleotides. RefSeq names its product disintegrin and metalloproteinase domain-containing protein 11 (gene mmd). Gene Ontology annotation, biological process: membrane protein ectodomain proteolysis. The transcript is spliced from 24 exons. Lineage: Eukaryota; Metazoa; Arthropoda; Insecta; Lepidoptera; Papilionidae. Gene Ontology annotation, molecular function: metalloendopeptidase activity. The record is from RefSeq and is a predicted model, not a curated record. The coding region runs from base 73 to 3693 and encodes 1206 amino acids.
GAGCUAGUCCGAAACAUCGGCGCACAUUACUACCAGAUCAUCUAUCCCGUGCAGCUGCGACACCACGAGAAGAUGGGCAUCUCCACACGGGAGGUCAACACGCAAAAGGGCCGUGGGUACGGAUCGGACUAUCAACAGGGUACGCGGUCGCGCGCAAGGACCGGCAAACACUUCCACCGCACAUCGCUCCUCAUCAAAGCUUUCAAUCAUAAGUUUAGACUGGACUUAGAGCUUAAUACGCAAUUGCUUGCACCAAAUUUGAAACAAACCCAGUACUUAGCAAAUGGGGCUGAAAGCGAAGUAAGAACGGAAAUUGAGCACUGUUAUUACCACGGUACGGUGAAGGACUACCCGGGCGCGUCGGCAGCCUUCCACACGUGCAACGGUGUCUCCGGAGUCAUUCACAUCGGGAACGAGACGUUCGUCAUUCACCCGUUCUACGGCGGCGAUCUAUCGAAACACCCACAUGUGAUAUUCGAAGCGCGUACGAAGGCGAACAAGGGCUGUGCCAACAAGCUCGAGUUCAGACCGAAGAGCAGACGCACCAAGCAUGUGUCUUUCGUCGAACAACCCCUCGGUGAUGACCCUAGGAACUCCAGGGGUUCACGUAAGUCUCGGGAAGACCGGUCGUGGCGCUGGUGGCAGGAGGCCGGUCUCCCGUCUCUGAGCAGGCGACGAAGGGACGUGCGUGAGACUACGAAGUACAUCGAGACCGCGCUUGUCAUAGACAAGGCCAUGUUCGACAGGAGGAAUGGUAGCACACGUUCUGAAGUAGUUCAUGAUGCUAUACAAGUAGCCAAUAUUGCUGACUUGUACUUCCGAACACUGAACACACGGGUUUCACUGGUGUACAUCGAAUCGUGGCAGAGCGCAGACCAGGCGGACAUUGAGCGCAAGCAGGAUAUCACACGCGCUAUACAGAAGUUCAGCGACUACACCGCCAGGAAACUAUUUAAGAUCGAGAAGGAUACCACACAGUUACUCACAGGGUUGACGUUUCCCGGAGGCGAGUCAGGCAUCUCUGUGCCGGACACCAUGUGCACUCCGAAAUCAGUGGGCAUCUCCGUGGACACCAACACGUACGAGCCGCACCUCCUCGCCGGCACCAUGGCGCAUAUGAUCGGACACAAUAUAGGAAUGGGCCACGAUGAUGGUCGCGAACAAUGUUUCUGCCGAGACUGGCACGGCUGCAUCAUGGCGCAGUCCAUCGUUGGCCUCGAGAAUGUGCAGCCCUACAAGUUCUCAGACUGCUCCAAGAACGACUACAUCAACGAGCUGCGUAUCGGACAAGGAUUGUGUUUGCUCAACAAACCCAACGAACUGGUGGUACACCGUCAGUGCGGCAACGGGAGGCUGGACGAGGGCGAAGAAUGCGACUGCGGCACCAUCUCGGAAUGCCAUAACCUGAAUCCCUGCUGCGACCCCUUCACCUGCCGCCUCACUAAAGAGGCGCAGUGCGCGUCCGGCGAGUGCUGCGAGAGGUGCCAGCUCAAACAAAGAGGCAUCGUCUGCAGAGAAUCCUCUAACGAAUGUGACUUGGAAGAGACCUGCACAGGGCUAUCGGGAGCCUGUCCAGUCGACGCCCAUAGAAAGAAUGGGGAACCUUGCGAAGCCGGCAAGGGGUACUGCUUCGCCGGUCAAUGUCCUACACUCUCAUUACAGUGCGAACGGAUUUGGGGUCCCGGCACCAUCGGCGCGGACAAGGAAUGCUUCGAACAGUCCAACACUAAAGGCGCGGUGACCGGCCACUGCGGAAAAGAUAGCAAUGGACAUUACAUCAAAUGUGAUAUGGAGAACGUGAGAUGCGGAUCGCUGCAGUGCCAGCUCGGCAACCGGUAUCCCGUAGUGCCCGGUAUGGACGACUACUAUACCAGGACUGUCAUUACUAUCAAAGGCAACGAGUACGAAUGCAAGGCUACGACUGGUCUUCCCGAGCACUCGGAGAUCGGGCCGCUAGGGCUGGUGCGUGACGGUACACCGUGCGGCGACAACUUGGUCUGCGUCAACCAGACCUGCUCCUCUAUCUUCCCCUAUAUCGACCACACAAAGUGCCCUACCGACCAUAACAACCACGAGUGUUCUGCUAGAGGGGUGUGUUCUAACGCCAAUAAGUGUGUAUGCAACCGCGGCUGGACAGGGCCGGACUGCUCGCAGCCAGACGCGCUGCCGCCCUCGCCCGCGCCCUACGUCCCCGAGAACACCACCAAGACCGCCUAUAACAUGACUAAGAAAGAGACGCCAUAUGAGAACUACCACGGCUCGAACACGGUAUUCCUCGUGGCGGUGCUCAUGUCUGUGGUAGGGGGGGUAUUCAUAGUAUUUGCCCUGAGCGCUCUCUGCUACAGGUCAGUCGUAGUACACAAAAACUUCUCCCUGUGCCUAAGGAGAAAGAGCACGUUGCCGAAAUACGAUCCACCGUAUGUCAAGAAACCUAACCUCGGCAAGAGCUUCCCCGCUGGCUCCACCACGUCCAACAACUCGCAAGAGGACAUUUCUCUCGAUGGCGGCAAAAUGCACUCCUUUAACAACACAUUCAGAAAUCUUCUAAGCCGCGGUGAUUCUCAGCGCGUGAUCUUCAAACAUGGAAACCACAUGUCAGGCGCAGGCAGUACUAGUAGAUAUCCAGAUCACAAACAAAUGAAACGAGUUCAUUCCGGCAGUGAAGACGAGCCCACGCAUUCAGGUGAAGAAGACAUAGCAUUCAUAGACGUAGCACCGAACUCUAUGGCCAAGCUUCCAGAGAAAGGAAUACUCAAGAAGCACGGCUAUGGCGCUGUGGAUGGCAAGGACAAGUGGGGUGACGACUCCCAGUCGGAACAGCUAGAAGCAGGCUCGCAGUCUGAUGGACAAGAACCUUCGGGAGCUGUUGCGGACAUGGAGUAUAAGUUUAAAGACUUAAACGGUUACCACGAGAAUAUAAUCGUGGCCCUGAAGACCGCGGCCGCCCAGCGUGCCAGCGGGCAGGUGGCGGUGGGCUCCGGCGACCUGCGCGCACUGCAGGAAUACGAGUACAAGCGGGAGCGUGCGCCCAGCGCCGAGAAGAUCCACGAGGCGGAGCUGCGUCGACAGCGAGCCGGCGACGAGGAAGAAGACGAAGCGCCCCAGUGCGGGCCCAUCAGGAUCAGGAAUCUGGAGGACCUGAUCCGGCAGCUGGAGCACCACUCCAGCCGGCACAUGAGCCCCUCCGGUUCCGAGGACAUACGAAUGUCGGAGACGGAGGCGGACAGACAUUACAGGAUCGAGCCGGGGGAGGUGCCCGCACGUUGCCGAGGUCGCGUCGGUGAAGAGGAGUCGCGGUUUGCGUACCCCCGCUUCCGCGGUAGUGCGCGUCAUCACCCAGGCAUGUACGCGGGCGGGCCGUCGACGGCCGUGAUGCACGGGGCACACGUGGUACACCCGGGGCACGGGGCGCAUCCGGGGCACGCGGGGCAUUCGCGCGUGCCCCCCGACGACGACGCGCUCUACGAGACGGCGGACACGGAGCGACUGCGCGACGCCCCGGACAGUGAGAGUGAUGAAUUUAUUCAAGCUCAACAACAGUUAGCCCGGUGGGCGAGUGAAGACGCGGUGCCGGCGGCGGUGCGCGAAUACUACCCCUCGCCGGCGGGCAGCGAGAGCUCCGACGCGCGGCACGGGCCCAACGCGGCCCACGCGGUCCACGCGCCCGCCGCCUUCCCCGAGUACAACCACUGACCCCCCGCGCCGGCCACACGUAGCCCGUUAGCAUCGCACCUAGAGCGCGACGCAGCGUCGCCUCUCGAUACGUAUUUCGGUGAACUGUAAAUAUUAUGCACAUAUAUAAACGAUAUGACUGAAAACUAUAAUAUUGAUGAAGCUAGUGUAGCCGCGAGGCGAGCCCGCGCCGCCCGAGCCCGCGCCUCCUUACAAUGUUUAUAUUCGUUCCAUAAAUCGAUACGCUUUACUCUUAUUAUAUGUUCUGCGGGUCCGUGCGGCGCCGGCGCGGCCUGCAUCUCUAAAGUAGCUUUAAGGAAUUCAUCAUUGUACGGACGUAGCGUAAGUGUUGUGCGGUGCGACGCGCCCGAGCUCGCGCCCCGCCGCGCCCACCGCUCGGGUGGCUUCCCAUUUAGAUAGGCGAUUAACAAAUUGAGCUAAAUGUAACCCUAAGCGAAGCUUUAAUGUCUCAGUUUGGUGAGCACCGCGACGAGCUCGGCCGCGUCACUGAACUGUGCGAGUGUUACAUUAAGGUCCAAGUUUCUGGACGAUCGCUGUAGCGAAGGCGACGCGGUGAGCGGGCGCAGAGGGCGCGCGCGACGCAUCCGUCCUGGAGUCACAGACCGCGCGCCCCCCGCCCCGUACGCGACGUCCCGCGCCUCGCUUAGGGUGCUCGCACACUGAGCUCAAUGUGUAACAUGAAGUUGUAAACCACAAACGUUCUAAACACUUUUGUUGAAUGUCGUUAUAUUUU